AUGCCCGUUCUAGACUGGAGGAUGAUCCUACUCGCGGUUCAUCCUAAAAAACUAUGGGAGCAGCUGGUUACUUUAGCUGACCAGUACUAUCCCAUUUUAAAAUUCUGGGAAUUUAUUCUUCCCGUAGUAUCCAUCCGUCAUCCGGAUGAUUUAGAGAUAAUAUUAAGCAGUACGAAACACAUCCAAAAGAGUUUUCUUUAUGAUAGUUUACUUCCUUGGCUCGGUACUGGUCUUCUCACUAGUGGAGGCGCCAAGUGGCAUUUACGACGGAAAAUAUUAACCCCUACAUUUCAUUUUAAUAUAUUGCAGCAGUUUGUUGAGAUUUUGAUCGAGGAAGGCGAUAGUAUGACCAAAUCUUUGAAAAAUACAGAAGGGACAGUUGUACAAGAUUUAGUAUCAUUUUUUAGUGAACAUACGCUAAAUGCAAUAUGUGGUAUGAUGCGUUCAUAAUUGUACAUUUUAACAGUAUAUGUUGUUCUUAUUGACAAAUAACAUUAGACCAAGAUCUAAUUUUUUUAUUAUAAAUAUUGAUAUCACAAUAUUAUAUCUACUG
Temnothorax curvispinosus is the source of this 553-nucleotide messenger RNA. Its product is annotated as cytochrome P450 4C1-like. Gene Ontology annotation, molecular function: iron ion binding; heme binding; monooxygenase activity. NCBI's taxonomy places the organism in Eukaryota, Metazoa, Arthropoda, Insecta, Hymenoptera, Formicidae. The record is from RefSeq and is a predicted model, not a curated record. The transcript is spliced from 4 exons. Bases 1 to 450 code for a protein of 149 amino acids.